Sphaeramia orbicularis (orbiculate cardinalfish) is the source of this 1943-nucleotide messenger RNA. RefSeq names its product cytochrome P450, family 4, subfamily F, polypeptide 3 (gene cyp4f3). The record is from RefSeq and is a predicted model, not a curated record. The transcript has 13 exons. Gene Ontology annotation, molecular function: iron ion binding; heme binding; monooxygenase activity. NCBI's taxonomy places the organism in Eukaryota, Metazoa, Chordata, Actinopteri, Kurtiformes, Apogonidae. The coding region runs from base 36 to 1667 and encodes 543 amino acids.
CAGAAGUGUCACUCUGUUCGUGCUUUGUGCUCAGCAUGCACUUCCUUCAUGGUGCCCUCAGUCUGGCCUUCAGUUUCACCAGCCUCUCGGGGAUCCUGGUUGUGGUCACUACAGGACUCAUUGCUGCAGUUGUGGUCUGGACAGUUAAGUUGCUGCUGCGUCAUGCCUAUUACACACACAGACUGUCCUGCUUCAGUAUGCCACCUGUACACUCCUGGCUGGUAGGCCAUCUGGGCCAGAUGCAGAGUACAGAGGAAGGUCUACAGCAGGUAGACGAGCUGGUGAAGACGUACAAACACUCCUGCAGCUGGUUCUUUGGUCCUUUCUAUCACCUCGUCAGAAUCUUCCAUCCUGACUAUGUUAAACCUCUGCUAAUGGCACCUGGUAACAUCACUGUGAAAGAUGACCUUGUCUAUAACCAUCUGCGCCCAUGGUUGGGACACAGUCUGUUGAUAAGUAAUGGAAAGGAGUGGGCCCGAAAAAGGCGCCUGCUGACACCAGCUUUUCAUUUUGAUAUUCUAAAAAACUACAUUACCACUUUUAACACCUCAACGAAUACCAUGCAUGAAAAAUGGCGAAGCAUGCUGACAGAUGGCAAAACCAAUAUAGAGAUGUUUAAUGAUGUCACUCUGAUGACACUGGACAGUUUACUGAAAUGUGCCUUCAGCUACAACAGCAACUGUCAGGAAUCUACCAGUGAGUAUGUGUCAGCCAUAGUGGAGCUGAGCGACCUGAUACUGAAUCGACGACUGAGGAUUUGGCACCACUGGGACUGGAUUUACUGGAGGACGCAGCAGGGUCGACGCUUCAAGAAGGCCUUAAGCAUUGUACACCGGUUUACCAGGGAAGUGGUUCAGAAACGACGUACCAUAAUAAACCACCAAAGAAUGACAGAAUCACAACCUGAUUUGUCCACAGCAGGGCAGAGGAGGAAAGACUUUGUGGACAUCAUACUGUCAUCAAAGGAUGAAGAUGGACAAGGCCUAACAAAUGAGGAGGUUGAGGCUGAAGCCAACACAUUCAUGUUUGCAGGUCAUGACACAACAGCUAGCGCCAUUUGCUGGACAUUGUAUAAUUUAGCCCAUCAUGAUCACUACCAAGAAAAAUGUAGACAGGAGGUGAUGGAUCUGUUGCAAGGACGAGAUGAACAUGAAAUUGAAUGGGAGGAUCUGUCCAACCUUCCCUUCACCACCAUGUGCAUCAGAGAGAGUCUCAGGCUCCACUCUCCUGUGCAGGCUGUUACCAGGAAAUACACCCAGGAUAUGCUUCUACCAGGGAAUCGAACUGUGCCAAAGGGUGAAACAAAGGGUGUCAUCUGUUUGGUCAGUCUUUAUGGAACACACCACAACCCCGCUGUCUGGUCAAACCCUCACGAAUUUUAUCCUCUGCGUUUUGACCCAAAUAACACAUCAGGUCGAUCAGCUUCUGCCUUCAUCCCAUUUUCUGCAGGUCCAAGGAACUGUAUUGGCCAGAAAUUUGCCCUUGCAGAGUUACGAGUUGUUGUAGCAUUGACUCUGCUCAGAUUCCACUUGGCCCCAGGAGUGAACCCUGAGGUGGGGAGCAUCUCUGGAGAUGUUCGCCGUCUUCCUCAACUUGUCCUGCGAGCUGAAGGAGGUCUGUGGCUUCAACUGGAGCCUCUGAAGCUGGAGGAGAAUGAGUCAGAAUGAUGAGACCUGUCUUAUAACUUAGAGUCUGGGAUUUAGCUGCAUCUAGUGGAGAGGUCACAGAUUAUAACUCCUUGCCAAACUGUUCCUUUCUGCAUGCAGUAGAAGCUACAUUGGCUGUUAAAAACACAGAAAACACGACAGGCCUUCUUUAGAAUCAGUGUUUCUGGGCUUGUUUAAAACAUGGUAAUGCAACAUGACACGCUCUUUAUAAAAUCAUAAUACAUGCUCUUUUUGCACAGUCUGCACUUAUGCUGUACUCAAGUAAUACAGAUACUU